GCAGCCCGAAACAAACAUGGCUGCGUCCUUACCACGAGGGAGAGGGAUUUUAGGUGGAUUUUACCAACUUUCGUCACAACAUGGUGUUGUUUGUAAAUGUAACACAAUUCGCCCGCUCCAUUGCUCAAUUGUUCUAAUGAAAAAUAACACAAUGCUGAAAAAAGCAGCAAAGAUGGUCGAGAAAACAGUAAAGGGUAAGAAAAAGAAUAAAAACUGGUUUCCUGACCACAUAGCCAAAAGCAAGUCUCUUAUGGAAAACAUGAACACCAGAAGUUCCUCCACCGAACAAGCAAAACAGAAAGCUCUCAAGGCAGCAGCCAACAUGCAUGCUCACAUCUCUGAUAUCAUCAACAGUGGACAGCUUGGGGACGAAUUGGAAGAUGUGCACAUUGCUAAGGUUGACAUCCCCAUUGAGUUUAGCGCUAUGAAAGUUCAUUGGGUUGCAACAGGUACCGAAAGGGAUAAUGUUAUACAAGAAAAGCUUACCCAACAUAAUAGGCAUUUAAGAGGCCUCCUUGCUGAGAGGAAUAUAACCCACAAAGUUCCUCCUAUCUAUUUCAUAAAAGACAACCUACAACAUGAAAAAUCUUCGGACAAUCUCUUUGACAUUGCGCGCAAGGAAGUUGAGACAUACUUCCAACAAGAAAACAUAACGGAAGAAGAAUUUCUCAAGCGUAUCACACCUGAUGCAGAAAAGGGUGUAGAAACUGUUACAACCCCAGGAAGUUUAGAUAAUUUCAAAUUUGACAAAAAUGGCAUAAGAAGAGAUGACAUGAUACAAAAAAUCCUUGCGUGUAAGACCAGGGAAGAUGGAAAAUGUGCCAUAGAGGAUGAACACCCAGAUGUCACAAGGACCAUCCGAAUGGGCAAUUGGAGGGAAUAUGUUGCACAGCAAAAGAAAUUUGCAGAAAUGUUCAAAGAGCAGGACAGGAAAACUCAUCAGAUGUUGAAGCAUGAGGGUAGCACCUUGUCACUCAUCGAAGCAGCCGAGGGGGAAAUUGGCAUUGGUGCUUCCGAAGAAAAGAUAACGCAUACUGAAAGAAAUGUUAGGGAACUCAGGAAGACACAAGACAGUAGAUUAGAGAGAUUAGCGCAACGUUUCACGGCCAAAGACCUGAUGGACUUCACGGACAGUGAAUAUGUGGGAUAUGAAAGUGACAGUAUUAAUGGACUGCAAGAGGCCAAUCCCUUUGAUGAGAGGGGUCUCUCAGAAGCGGGGACAGAUUCUUCCGAAGACUUUGCACAAAAUACAACCAACUCGGAGCACAGUCAAGCAGAAGCAACCACAGAGCAUUCCAGAAUCUGUGCACAACAUGGGCAUAAUUCUUUGUACAGUCUCUCGGAGACAAUUUUGGAAUUGCAGGCUGAGGGUGCUAUUAUUUGUGAAGAUCCGGAUGAAACUAUACCAAAUGUAAAAUGGUCUAAAGUUAUUAUACAGUGGGUAAAUGAUAUCCCUGUAUUUAUUGUGUCCAUGAAGGCAAAAGGUCAAAUAUUUAAGGGUAUUGGUGGCAGCUCUGUCGACGCAAAAUGGAAUGCAAUAGAAAAGGCUCUGGUCUCUUUGGCUCCAUGUAAGGAGGAAUUACAGUACAGAAUUGUCUCUAAUUAUGGACUGGAAAAGAAACCUACAUAUGUUGCAGUCCUAACAAUAAAUGAUAUGACGUUUGAGGGUGCAGGGAGCACCAAAUUAGAAGCUGUGCAGAACUCGGCCCAAACUGCUUUUAUGGCGGUGCUCCAUUUUCCAGACAUUUGUAAACCUUCUACAACAAGGGUGCAAAAGAAGAUCAAGAAGCCAGUCUCUUCUCCGGACAAGAUGGCUUACGUUAUUGAGAGGCAUAUUGGAAAGCACCAAUGCCAAAAAGUACCCUCUGAUCAUGUCUCGAAACUGGAAACAACUUCUGAAACCAUUGAAUCAAAACAUUAUCAAGCUGAUCCUUAUGUCCCAAGGAAGAAGUCUACAGGUGCACCUAGCAAGAAAAAAUAUGAAAAAUUGCCAAGAAAGAAAAAAAAUGAAAAUGGGAAAUCAAGAGAAGACAAAUACAAGACAAAGAUGACUGCCACUGCUAUAGAAUUUCUGGAAGAUGAAAAUUAUGUGUUGAAUUGCUUGACUGCUUCAUAUCCAAAACAGAGACAGCAAGAUGAACAAACAGAGAGGUGUAGUUCUGAAAAGAUUUCUAUGUCCAGUACUCAUGAUAAUGAUUACAUAGUGAAAAACAAUGCCAAAGGUGCUGAUGUUCGUUAUGACAUCAGCAUGAUUGAUACCUCAAAGUGUGAAGAUUUUGAAAAGUGGGAACCAUCGCCCAGUGAAGGUGAACAUGUAGACUAUGAUACCUACAAGAUGGAAGGAUCUGUGCAGGAACAGUUGCCUUCAGAGAAGGCACCAGAACCAAAGACAAAGAAAGCCAGGAAAUGUGGAUAUUGUGGAGGAUUAGACCAUAUCAAUCGCAUCAGCAAACAUGGAAUUCCUGAAUGCCCUCAGAGACGGCAAGCAGAAAGUGUGAUUAGUUCAACAGAAAGAGAUGGGAACUCUAUAUCAAGUCAAAAUCACGACAUUGAAGCUUUAUGAAAAUGUUUGAAACAAAGUGCCAUGUCUUUGAAAAAGUGUUUGGUAAAAGGUUUUUCACGAGGGUGAAAACCUUUUUUUGAAAACCAAAAAUUAUUGAUCAUGUAACAUUCUUUUCAAGUUUUAAUGAAGUUGUAUUUGUUAUGGUUUAAGGUUUUAGAGAAUAAUGCUUUGAAUAAUGAUAAUUUGAAUUGCCAAGAGGUUCGAUUCAAAAGAAAUUUUUGUCACUUUUUUUUAUUGGUGCUUCGAACUAUUGAUAAUUAAACAUAAGGCAUUUUGUAAUGGUUUUCCAGGUAGCUUUGACUGCUAACUUGAAGCAUUUAUUUAGUCCAUGACUUUAUAAUCUAUAGGCUUCACAGUUAAAAACUUGCAAGUGAUUGCCUUAAUUAACUUAUAGCACUGCCAGUAAUGGGUUUAUUUUAACCUGUGUUUUUUAAAUUUUGAUUUAACAAUUUUGGUAUAAAAAUAUUGCAAAUUUGGUGCAAAAAAUUACUGAUUUCAU
Lingula anatina is the source of this 3062-nucleotide messenger RNA. RefSeq lists its product as uncharacterized. The record is from RefSeq and is a predicted model, not a curated record. Lineage: Eukaryota; Metazoa; Brachiopoda; Lingulata; Lingulida; Lingulidae.